AUGCCGGCCAGCGAUGACAGGUCUGGAGAGUCAGUACCGCCUCCUGCCCAGGCAACAGACUCUCUUCCAAUAUUAUGCAGGACAACUUCUCCUGCUCUUCCGUCUGAUUCUCCCGUUUCCAGCUCCCUUCCAAGACACAUAACGACUGCGCGACUCGCCUCACCUAUCCCGAACAAUCCCGAAUUUCCAGAAGCAGGGGGCAGGCAAGCGUUCAUUACAACCCAAGCUACGCCUGAUGGUCAGCAAGACUUUACGGUGAAGGACACUCCAUCUCCGGCACUUCAGCCGUCCACGUCAACGUUAACGUCGAAACUGUGCACCGUGUCCCCUCCGCCGACCAAUCAUGAAUCCCAACCCCGGUCAUCAUCCCCGGUUCCAGCAAAUAAUGACAUCAAUUCAUCUCAAGUAAUACCUGGACAGGUCGAUGAUACUUCCCGCAACGUCGCCGCAUUAACAGAAGAUCCAGAAAUCGUUAGAAGGCAUUUGGUUCAACCUCAGGGAAGCUCGGAUGGACUCAAUGACAAUUCUUCAGGGUCUGAGUCCGGGAGCGGGAAGGCUUCCAAUGGCGCAGACGAAUUUUCCAGUUUGCAACUUCAGGGCGGGGACAUAACUCGACCGGUAUAUAGAUGGGCAGAAGAAGCGGAGGCUCAAGAAACAACAAGGCGACGGCGAAGUUUCGAUAUGCCCAGACCAGAACCAGAGCAUGCGACCAUGGAUAUUGGCUCCAUCAAAGUUCCUGGAGGCUUUCGAAGGGACUACCUUCGUAGGACGGCUGUGGCCCCAGAAAGCAACAGCCUCCGUCCUUCUGCAGGAUAUGAUCGCCACACUAGUCCGCCUCAACUACCAACCCAGAGCUUUUUGGAAUUUCUCACACUCUAUGGCCAUUUUGCUGGUGAAGAGCUAGAAGAGGAUGAUGAAGCUCUCGGGCCCGAUGAGUACUUUGUGCCAGAGCUCUGGACUGAAGGGGAGGAAGAGCCCUGCGAAGAAACUUCGCUCCUCCCCCCAGGUGCUCCUGGGAAGCACCCCAGAAGACACAGAGAACGCGCACCGAAAGCCACUAACUCCGCGACGGGGGCUAUGCUACUGCUUCUAAAGUCUUUUGUUGGAACAGGAAUCCUCUUCCUUCCUAGGGCUUUCCUCAACGGCGGCAUGCUCUUUAGUUCGGUUGUCCUGAUUGCAGUUUCGCUGCUUAGUUACUAUUGCUUCAUCCUCCUUAUAAAAACAAGAUCUAAGAUAGAUGGCUCCUUCGGUGAUAUCGGCGGCAUCUUAUACGGAAAGCAUAUGAGAAGGGUUAUUCUUGGGUCCAUCGCUCUGAGCCAGUUUGGCUUUGUCGCCGCAUAUACAGUAUUUGUGUCCACCAACUUGCAGGCUUUUGUACUUGCCAUUACCGAGUGCAAGACGUUCAUCAGUAUUCAAUUCUUAAUAUUGAUGCAACUGCUUAUCUUCCUUCCCCUCUCGCUUAUUCGCGAUAUUAGUAAACUCGCCUUCACGGCUCUGAUCGCUGACGCUUUUAUUCUCCUUGGAAUCGUGUAUCUUUACGGCGUUGACAUCAGAACUAUUGUUGAUCAGGGCGGCAUUGCAGACAUUAAGGCAUUCAACCCGCAAAGCUGGCAACUCUUGAUCGGAACAGCCAUAUUUACCUACGAAGGCGUUGGGCUGAUCAUUCCUAUACAGGAGUCUAUGAAACAACCCCAACAAUUUCCUCGCGUUCUGGCUCUUUGUAUGAUUGUGAUCACUGUGAUAUUCCUGUCGAGUGGCGUUCUUGGAUAUGCAACCUUUGGAUCCAAGACUGAAACGGUGGUACUAUUGAACCUGCCUCAAAAUGACAAAUUUGUGAACGGGGUUCAAUUUCUAUAUUCCAUUGCCAUUUUACUUAGCACUCCACUACAACUUUUUCCCGCGAUACGGAUAAUGGAAAACGGGUUAUUCACACGAAGUGGCAAAUACAAUCCGGGCAUCAAAUGGAAGAAAAAUAUCUUCCGGUUUGUUCUAGUAAUAUUUUGCGCACUGGUUGCCUGGGGGGGUGCCGCUGAUCUAGACAAGUUCGUCGCGCUCGUUGGCAGUUUCGCCUGUGUGCCUCUUGUAUAUGUAUAUCCGCCACUUUUACACUGGAAAGCCAUUGCUACAACUCGGUUUCAACGAUGGUCCGACAUUACGUUAGCGGUAUUUGGAACUAUUGUAUGCGUCUACACAACCACAUUGACCAUUACAAAUUGGGCCGCGGGCUCAAGUGAUCCCAGAACACCAGGCUAUUGUGAUGUUUAG
This is a messenger RNA of Ophidiomyces ophidiicola, 2265 nucleotides long. RefSeq lists its product as uncharacterized. The coding region runs from base 1 to 2265 and encodes 754 amino acids. Gene Ontology annotation, biological process: amino acid transmembrane transport. Lineage: Eukaryota; Fungi; Ascomycota; Eurotiomycetes; Onygenales; Onygenaceae. The transcript is spliced from 2 exons. The record is from RefSeq and is a predicted model, not a curated record. Gene Ontology annotation, molecular function: amino acid transmembrane transporter activity.